UUCCUCACUUGUAUUGCAGGUGAAAAAGAAAAUAAUGUCAUUACUAGAGCUGUACUUGAAUUCCACAAUGUAUCCUGUGUCCGGUUCAUUUCAAGGACAAAUGAAGAAGAUUUUAUCCACAUUUCUAGAGAAGGAGGAUGUUCAUCUUACGUGGGCAGAAAUGGUGGUGCACAAACACUUAAUUUAGCUCCUGAGUGUCUCCAUUUAGGAAUUAUUAUGCACGAAUUGAUGCAUGUUUUAGGAUUUGUACACGAGCACACUCGGUAUGACAGAGACGAAUAUGUUAAUGUUAUCUGGGACAAUAUUAAAGAUGGUUUAUGCUCAUCUUACGUGGGCAGAAAUGGUGGUGCACAAACACUUAAUUUAGCUCCUGAGUGUCUCCAUUUAGGAAUUAUUAUGCACGAAUUGAUGCAUGUUUUAGGAUUUGUACACGAGCACACUCGGUAUGACAGAGACGAAUAUGUUAAUGUUAUCUGGGACAAUAUUAAAGAUGGUCGCAAGGAUAAUUUUUUGAAACUUGAUUGGCACGACAUGAGUGUGUUAAAUGAAAGAUAUGAUUACGAAUCAAUUCUUCAUUACCACAGAUUUACAUUUAGCAAGAAUCCAGGUAAAAGUCCUACAUUAGAGCCAAAGAAAAGAAGAGCUAGAAUUGGACAGCGGAAAUACCUCAGCGCUGGAGACAUACGGAAGAUUACAAAGCUCUACAAAUGUUCAAAAUUGUGA
Molecule: messenger RNA, 723 nt
Organism: Parasteatoda tepidariorum (common house spider)
Lineage: Eukaryota; Metazoa; Arthropoda; Arachnida; Araneae; Theridiidae
Source: RefSeq, a predicted model, not a curated record